UGUUAUUCUUUCACCACCGACUGCCUGCAAUUCCUUGUUCUAGAGAGAGAUUUUGGUGAUCAUGGCAUUUGCAGGUACAACCCAGAAGUGCAACUUAUGCGAGAAGACAGUUUAUUUGGUUGACAAGCUUACGGCUGAUAACCGUAUCUUCCAUAAGGCCUGUUUCCGAUGCCAUCACUGCAAAAGCACCCUCAAGCUUGGGAACUACAAUUCCUUUGAAGGGGUAUUGUAUUGCAGACCUCACUUUGAUCAGCUCUUCAAAAGGACUGGCAGUCUGGAAAAAAGUUUUGAAGGAACACCCAAGAUAGUGAAGCCAGAGAAAACUGAUUCAGAGAAACCUUCUGCAGUCAAAGCCUCAAGCAUGUUUGGAGGAACAAGGGAAAAGUGCGUUGACUGCAAGAACACAGUCUAUCCUACGGAAAGGGUUACGGUUAAUGGGAGUUCAUACCAUAAGAACUGCUUCAAGUGCAGCCACGGCGGAUGUGUGAUUAGCCCGUCCAACUAUAUUGCCCAUGAGGGUCGUCUUUACUGCAAGCACCACCAUACCCAGCUCAUCAAGGAAAAGGGAAACUUAAGCCAGCUUGAAGGAGGCCAUGACAAAGAACCUGCAAAUUAAAAACAUGUUUCCCCCCCUAAGCCAUCCGACAUCCAUCCUCUUAUGAUGUCUCCUUCUUCUCUCUCUAUAUAUAUACAUAUGGUUGUUCUCCUGCAUCUUGUGCAAAACUAUGUAAAAGAAAGAGAAAGAGUGCUUCUUUUUACCUU
Impatiens glandulifera is the source of this 762-nucleotide messenger RNA. Its product is annotated as LIM domain-containing protein WLIM1-like. NCBI's taxonomy places the organism in Eukaryota, Viridiplantae, Streptophyta, Magnoliopsida, Ericales, Balsaminaceae. Gene Ontology annotation, biological process: actin filament bundle assembly. The record is from RefSeq and is a predicted model, not a curated record. Gene Ontology annotation, molecular function: actin filament binding. Gene Ontology annotation, cellular component: actin cytoskeleton; plasma membrane. The transcript has 5 exons. The coding region runs from base 62 to 616 and encodes 184 amino acids.